Molecule: messenger RNA, 1332 nt
Organism: Coffea eugenioides
Lineage: Eukaryota; Viridiplantae; Streptophyta; Magnoliopsida; Gentianales; Rubiaceae
Product: quinone oxidoreductase PIG3-like
Exons: 8
Coding region: 88-1188 (366 amino acids)
Molecular function (GO): zinc ion binding; oxidoreductase activity
Source: RefSeq, a predicted model, not a curated record
AUUCGGUGGAGAGUCUUCAAAGAGAGAAUUUUGGGUUAAAGAUUGAUUCGUUAUUUCUGUCUUUCUGCGCAAUUUCUCAUAAAUUGGAUGCGGGUUGCUAUAACUAACAAAAGUUUACCCGGUCCUGAGGCUUUGACCGCCAGAAUGGUGGAUGAGUCCGUUGUGAAGGAUAAUGAAGUUGGUGUAAGUAACAAAAUGAAGGCUGUAUUUUAUGACAAGUGUGGAGGCCCUGAAGUAAUAACCCUUAGAGAGGUGGAUGCCCCCAUAGUGGGGGAUUAUGAAGUAUUGAUCCAGGUUGCUGCCACCACCUUCAACAGGAUGGAUCUUUGGCCACGAUUAGACGAAAAUGAUGAAAAUGAUGCCUCAAAGAAAUAUCCUAUCGGCAUGGAAUGCUCUGGGAAAAUAUUGAGAACCGGGAAAUUUGUGGCCGGAUGGAAGCAGGGUGAUGAGGUUUGUGCUCUCCUUCAGGGAGGAGGAUGUGCUGAUUUAGUGGCUGUACCUGCAUAUCAUAUCAUUUCACCUCCAAAAAAGUUGGAUUUAGCUUCUGCUGCUGCCUUGCCGCGUGCAGCAUGUCUCAUUUGGCAUUGUUUUUUUCUCAUGAACAAGCUUACCAAUGGUCAAAAAGUUUUGAUACAUGGAGGAGCAGGGGGAGUUGGAACAUUGGCGAUUCAGAUUGCGAAGCACUAUGGCUGUCAAGUAUUUGCAACCGCAGGAAGCAAGGAAAGGGUUGAACUUUGUGCAGCAUUAGGAGCUGAUGUUUGCAUUAACCACAAGGAGGAGGAUUUCUCUCAACGUGUAAAAGCUGAAACUAAUGGGGCUGGGGUCAACUACAUACUUGAUUGUGUUGGAGUGAACUUUUUGAACCAGAAUAUCAAAAGCCUCGCGUACCGUGGCAAGUUGAUAAUAAUUGGAUUUGAAGAUCCAUGGGGAUUCGUAAAUUUCAACAGCAAGGCGCUUGAGGAUAUGGAACUUGAAAUUAUGGGUGCAGACUUAAAUACUUUACAUUUGGUUGAAAAAGCAAGGCUACUUCUGCUAGUCAAGAAGAACAUAUGGCCAUUAGUUGAAGUAGGUUCAAUCAAACCGAUAAUUGGCAGGACUUACACAUUCGACAAAGCUGUUGAUGCACAUAGGUUGAUCGAAAAACAUGGCAAUCUAGGAAAGAUCCUGCUAAUUCCUGAUAACACCUAGUUUUCAUUCUAUUUGUAAAGAUCCCAUAUUUAUGGUGAAUUGUGGUGGCUUUUGUAGUUUAUGUUCGCGGUGUUUAAUUGUAGAGUCUGCUCGAUGAUGCCCAGUAGUGUAUAAUGAAAGAUAAAUAACAAAUAAAAGUUACAU